Molecule: messenger RNA, 1868 nt
Organism: Oryzias latipes (Japanese medaka)
Lineage: Eukaryota; Metazoa; Chordata; Actinopteri; Beloniformes; Adrianichthyidae
Biological process (GO): adenylate cyclase-activating G protein-coupled receptor signaling pathway
Cellular component (GO): plasma membrane
Molecular function (GO): G protein-coupled receptor activity
Source: RefSeq, a predicted model, not a curated record
GUCCUUUGAAAAAUAAACAUCCUUUCACAGAGGCAUGAAACUGAGAUAGGUUUUUAUCUUCCAGCACAUUCCGAAUGUGACUGCUGUGUGAACAUGACUUUCACCAUGGAGCCCAUGGAUGGAAAGCAAGUAUCCACACUGUCUGAUGUGUACAUAGCACUUCUUAUUCCGAGCGUGAUCGGGAGUUUUUCAGUCCUUGUGGUUUCCAUCGUAAAACGGCAACGACUAGGAGAACAAGUUCACCUUCUGGUGCAGCUUGCUCUUGCAGACCUCCUGGCUGCUCUGACCUUGUUAGUCAUUUCUGUCUUGAACAAAGUCAGCUUUAACAAAAAUGCAAACACCUGUCAAUAUGGGCUGCCACUGGCCCUGACAUUUUAUUUAACUUCCUUUCUGUUAGUGGUUCUUUAUGCUUGGAGGUCAAAGGAUGCUAUCCAAGGAUGGAGGGAAAGAGCGUCAGAUGAUGAAAAUGAACAGCAGAGCCAGUGCAAAAGAAGAAUAGAAGCUUUUCCCGUUUGUGCUUUUUUGUGGUUGCUCCCUAUCGUACUGUACCUGUUGUACGUAGUCCCACUUUUCCUAAAAGAGUCCUCGGCCAAUACAAUGACUGACAAACCACAGAAAAGUAUGAUCCUGAAUGAGAGCAACUACAGCAACAGCUGUAUUCUGUUCUUGCGUGUCUGGAAGGAACCCUACACUAAAGAUGAACCAAGACGCAUCAUAUCCAUCAGACUUUUUCUUUUCAUUGCAGUGAUACUAGUGUUGGUCUCCUGCUCUGUUAUUUACUAUAAAGUUCAGAAAUGGUACAAGAGACGUGAGCAGGAAGGACUUUUUCCUGUCUAUGUUGAUGGAUAUUCAACAAGACGAUCGAAGAAAGUAUUUUCUUCUGCACUAAAUAUGGUGAUGGUCAUUGUCAUCUGUUGGACACCAGUUCUCGUCCUCAUUCUGCUAUCUUUCUGGGGAGGACAGAAGGAUCAGAGGAAGUUGUUUGCCCUCUACAUCAUUCAGGCUGCCACCCUGUCCCUGCAGGGUUUUCUGAACAGCAUGGUUUAUGCCUGGCGGCGUCCAAACUUCACGGAGGCCGUGCUCGGGGAGAACAUGCCGCUGACGCCUCACCUGCCCUUUUUUGAUGAAUCAUUACGAAGCCACUGCUGACAGAGAACUUCUCCACGUUUAUUGUUGUGCUGCGAUACGUGUUAUGAGCACAAAGAAGACAGGUGCCAUGGCAGUUCAAACUGGACGUUUUCAGUGAACUGAGGAGGAAAGGAACAAAAGGAUGAAGGAUUUAUUCGACUUUUCAACAAAAACAGAACAUUACAGGAGGUGUUGUUGCUGCUGUGGAUUUCAAUGGAAAGUCAGGAAAUCUGCCAAAAUCAUGUUGACUCAAAUAAUUUGGUGGAUCCGGAAGUUUUGACAAAUACGAAUAAAAAGAUUGACGGACUAUUUUGUCAGAUAUUAUAACAUUGUCAAAUAAUGUUGUGUUACGUGUCAUUUUCUAAUUUAUUGCUUUUGACCAAUGAAGUGUUUUUUUGUCUUGCUAUGCAAAUGUUUUCAAACACUAAAGAGGCGAUGGACCUCAAAGGAAUGCAGUUAUAGCAGAAAUAAAGGAAUUCACAAACUGCACUGUCACGCCUGUGUUUAAGCUAUUGGAAGGUUUAACAUACCUCUGAGAAUAAUCCCAGCUUGUGUCUGGUACGCUCUUUAUGCAGUCAUGAAUUUAUUUUCACACACAAACACAGGAAAUAAAGAAAAAUGAUAUCAUUAUGUGUAUAAUUAUUUCAGUGUUUUUAUUGGUUCAGAAAGCUGAGUCAAAGUUGUAACCCUAUUGAUGCCUGAAUUUAUCUCCAGUCAUGGAAUAAAGAAAUAUUAUUGGA